Molecule: messenger RNA, 2577 nt
Organism: Brettanomyces nanus
Lineage: Eukaryota; Fungi; Ascomycota; Pichiomycetes; Pichiales; Pichiaceae
Exons: 1
Coding region: 1-2577 (858 amino acids)
Biological process (GO): tRNA wobble uridine modification
Cellular component (GO): elongator holoenzyme complex
Molecular function (GO): protein binding
Source: RefSeq, a predicted model, not a curated record
AUGCUUAGUAGACAAAGUAAAUUAUCAUGGGGCGAUCGACCAUCCGCUGGAGAAAAUAGUAAAAAAACUUCAAUCCUUUUCAUGAUCUUUGAUCCAUUCUUGAAGCCUGGUGAUACAUCUAUUACUACAAAUAUGGUAUCCACGGGGGCCAUUUUUGUCGGCUGUAAUAAAGAAUUACAAGCAUUUGAUUAUAAUCCAGUCUUAAAGAGUAUAGCUUAUGGUGCGAAGAAUGCAGUCGCUAUAACUACUCCUUUUCAUAAGGGUCCACUACCUGAUGUCACUGUCACUCAGACGCUUAAGAGUCAUACAAAGCUUGUGACUGCAGUUAAAUGGCUUCCUGAUAUGCGAAAGCUUGUUGCAGCAUCCGAAGAUGGUACUGUUGUUAUUUGGAGCUACGAAGAUACAGAUGAUCACUAUGUGUUAGGACAGACUUUGAUCACGGAUCAUCAUGGCAGUAUAGAAUGCUUGGCCGUGCUUGAUAAUGGUGGCAAGUUAGUCGUUACAGGAAGUGCCAAUGGCUAUGUUGAUAUUUGGAAGUAUGAUGAUGCCUGUUCUCAGUUUAACCUAUUUGGAGAGUUCACAGUAGCAGAUGGAUUAUAUCCCCUUACACUCUCUCUCAAUGAAGUUGCAAAAGAUCAAUUUAUCAUAUUUAUAGGAGGAACGGGGCCUUCUUUAUACGUCUAUUCAUUUUCAUUGUUAAGCAAAGAUACGGUGAAGCUUGGUGCUAUUUUACCGGGCCAUGAAAACUGGAUUAAGAGUUUAUCAGUGAAGAAAAUCAACCGGAAUGAGUACCUUAUAGCCAGCGGAUCCCAAGAUAGAUGGAUUAGAUUGUGGAGGUUGUGUCUUGAUGAGAAAGUUGAUACAUCCGAUAAAGAUAGUUCCAAGUUGCGUCUACUAUCGAACAAACUUUAUAAAUUUGAGAUUGAUGGAGCAAUUACAACCAGAUGUUCCGUAAACUUUGAUGCUAUCAUUAUGGGACAUGAUGACUGGAUAUCUGAUCUUAGGUGGCACCCAACCGAGAUGAAAUUGCUUUCAAGUUCUGCCGACUCUUCUAUGAUGAUUUGGGAGUCGGAUCCAGUCAGUGGUGUCUGGGUCAGUAAAGUGAGACUAGGGGAAAUGGCCAUCAAAGGUGCAUCUACCGCGACAGGAUCAUCUGGCGGCUUUUGGAGUGCCGAAUGGAUUGUGGAUAAUGAAUAUGGAACAGAAAUAAUAUUGACUAACGGUAAGACAGGUUCUUUUCGCUAUUGGCAGAAACCUAUCAAAUCCGAGGAGAGUAAUGUCUAUCAGCAAUUGCCGUUUUUAACUGGUCCAACAAAGGAUGUUACUGAUGUCGCCUGGUCUGAUAGUGGUAAAUAUCUUCUUGCUACUUCUCUUGAUCAGACAACCAGACUAUUUGCCAAAUGGACUAAGCGUGGUGUCUCGGGAAAACCUUCUUGGCAUGAGUUUGCUAGACCGCAGAUUCAUGGAUAUGAUAUGAUUUGCAUAAAGCCAAUCACUGAAACUCGAUUCGUCUCUGCUGGUGAUGAAAAGGUUAUUCGUGUUUUCGAUGAGCCUCGAUCUGUGGCACAUAUGCUUGGUUCCUUAACAGAUAUUACGGAUGGUUCUGUUACUGACAAUAUGAUGCCGGAGAGUGCAAGUUUGCCCGUAUUAGGACUAUCCAAUAAGGCGGAGCUGGACGAUAUUCACGAGCAGAUGGACAAGGAAGCCGAUGAGCCCGCUAGUGGUGGUCCUAUGAGAGUAACGGACAGAGUUUCAUCGCCAUCUCCUGGUCCUAUCAAUAUGCUUAAUGGAUUGCAGACUCCACCGUUGGAAGAUCAUUUACAGAGACAUACUCUUUGGCCUGAAAUUGAAAAGCUUUACGGACAUGGUUUUGAAGUCACUACAUUAGAUGUUUCACCUGAUAAAAAAUUGAUUGCUUCCGCAUGUCGUUCCAAUGUACCAAGGCAUGCCGUUAUCAGGAUAUUUAGAACCGAUAACUGGCAACAGCUUAAGCAAGUCUUGCCUGGACACGAACUUACCAUUACACGGCUAAGAUGGUCUCCAGAGGGGGAUUAUUUGCUCAGUGUUUCUAGAGAUCGUCAAUUUUCGUUAUGGAAGAAGCAGCAGAAAAAUGCAGAAGAUAUUGAGUUUAAACUUGUCUGUUUGCAAGAGAAGGCACAUACUAGAAUCAUUUGGGAUUGUUGUUGGGUCCCUAGUGAACUGCAUAAUUGCAUGUUUAUUACAGGAGCUAGAGAUAGAAGGAUGAAGCUAUGGAAGCUUACAGACAAGCAUAUCGUUGAAAAUGUCUCUAGCAGUGAAAAGCUGUCUGCUGCAGUGACAGCAUUGGAUACAUAUCCUAAAAUGAUUGAUUCCGGAUGUCUUGUAGCUGCAGGAUUGGAUGAUGGAAGCCUUGAAUUGUACAUUGUGAAGAAUGCGUGCGAGUUUAAGCUCUUAAAAAGACUGGAAAACGACAUAACUCCAGACGCAACCAUUACUAGAGUGGCAUUUAGACCUUCAAAUGAUGACGCUAUCACAUUAGCCGUUGGAAGCAGAGAUAACUGUGUCAGAAUAUAUACAAUUACGAGAGACGACUCUUAG